Molecule: messenger RNA, 1445 nt
Organism: Lasiosphaeria miniovina
Lineage: Eukaryota; Fungi; Ascomycota; Sordariomycetes; Sordariales; Lasiosphaeriaceae
Exons: 1
Coding region: 123-1067 (314 amino acids)
Biological process (GO): mRNA splicing, via spliceosome
Cellular component (GO): precatalytic spliceosome
Molecular function (GO): RNA binding; zinc ion binding
Source: RefSeq, a predicted model, not a curated record
CAUCCAACGACCUCCAAAGAAAAGCAGUAGCAUCACCGCACUCAUCUUCGUUGCCACCUGGCUCAACGCGCACCUUCUCAAGACUCGCCAACACCCACGUUUUCGAUAACCUGCGAGCAGCCAUGUCGGAAUACUGGAAAUCGACGCCCAAGUACUGGUGCAAGCACUGCUCCAUCUUCGUGCGCGACACAGGCCUCGAGCGCGCCAACCACGAGUCCACGGGCAAGCACCAGGGCGCAAUCAAGCGCUCCCUCCGCGACCUGCUGCGCAACGCUGAGCAGAAAGAGCGCGACGAGGACCGCGCGAAACGAGAAGUCGAGCGACUGAAUGGAAUCGUCUCCAAGAGCAUCGCCCCGUCGGCGCAGCCCGGGGCCCUGCCCGGCAGAGCGACGUCGGGCGGCGCGCCACCGCCACAGCAAGCCACAGAAGAAGACAGGAAACGGCAGAUACAACAGCUCGCCGAGAUGGGCGUCAACAUACCAACACCGCUGAGAGGCGACUUGGCCUUGCCCGGCGAGUGGACCGUCUCGUCGACAAGAAUCAUCAAGGUCAACGAUGGCGAGCCCGAAGAAGCCAAGGAAGAAGUCUCUGAUGCUGCACGCGCCGUGGGCGUCAAGCGGGAGAGAGAGCGCACAGAAGCCGAGAAGAAACAGGAGGAGGCUAUCAACGGGCUGUUCAAGCGACCCCGCAGAUGGGGCAUCGACUCUAAGAGGCUGCCCACCGACGAAGACGCCGAGCUCGAUGCGUUGCUGAGCGGGCCGCUAGUCAAGAUGAAAAAGGAAGAGACUGCGGAGGCGCCCAAGCUCGAGGUUGAGGAUAGCAAUGCGGAGGAUAACAAGGCAGUCGAUAGCAAGGCGGAGGGAAAGGAAAUGGGCGGGGAGGAGACGAGGGAGGUGGCUGCGGGGAUCCCGCCAUUGAAAAGGGAGCCAAGCGAGGACGAGGUUGGUAUGGGAGAAGCCGCCGCGAUAGAGCAAAAGGCACCGGAACUUCUUGCUCCCAAGGACGAAGGCGAUGCUGCGGCAGUGGUGUUCAAGAAGCGCAAGCCUAAGAACAUACGGCAGAAGUAGUCGGGGCUGGAGCUGGAUGUACGCACAAGUACAUUUUAUACUAAUGGACCUAUGAUACCCAAGAACUAUUUUCCCUUACCCAUUAUGUUUUGUUUUGUUUAGCUGACCACUAUUGUCUGUGUAUGUACCUGUGCUCCAGCCGGGUAGUGUUAAUAGCAUCUCAAGUACACAGAGCUCCCAGUUAGAUCCGCACGUCUCGCGGCCCUUACUGCGAGCGUCAGAGUCUUUCCUCCGAUCGAAGACCAGGAGCCCUUCGCGAGGCCAAGUAAGGGGUGUGUUCUUUUAGGCUACAGCCACCCCUCCAGAGUCCCCUUUUCCUAGUCCUGCAUUUGUCGUUGCCAAUAUGACUCAUGCUCUUGUUAUCUCUAGAUACGGUAG